This is a messenger RNA of Pimephales promelas (fathead minnow), 4264 nucleotides long. It is a transcript of the gene pdzd4, whose product is annotated as PDZ domain containing 4. NCBI's taxonomy places the organism in Eukaryota, Metazoa, Chordata, Actinopteri, Cypriniformes, Leuciscidae. Gene Ontology annotation, molecular function: protein binding. The record is from RefSeq and is a predicted model, not a curated record.
ACAAGCCAGGAUGGGCUGCAAUAUGUGUGUGGUGGACAGGCCAGAGGAACAGUACAGGAUCAUGUUCCAGAAGGGAAACACUCUGCGUCCCAUUGAUGCAGAAGUGAAGCUCAAAGGCAGAAGAACAUCUCACCUGUCCCAGGACAAGGAUGGGCAGCCUCAUGACCCUCUGCUGCUUCAAGUGGUACGCAAGGGUCACAGGAGGAGAUUAGGUACGGCUGCUGGCACGGCUCGGCUCAUGGCUAUCACAGACUGCAUGGACAACGGCACCCAGACCGACAUUAGCUUUCAGAACUUCCUGAAUGGGGACAGAGGGUCUUACCCAAGUAGUGGAUCACCAAUGCCUCCACCCUCCCCUCCCCUCGCCCAACUGGUGGAGCCGUACCUGCUGAAUGACCUUGGUUCUCUGGGGCAGGAAUAUAAUGAUCCAAAAGACUACUUCAAUGUGGCUAACCAUGAGGUGGAUCAACAAGAAGAGCUGGAAUAUGAGGAGGUGGAGCUGUACAAGUCGAGUCAGCAGGAUAAACUGGGGCUAACAGUCUGUUACCGGACAGACGACGAGGAAGACCAAGGCAUCUACGUUGGAGCAGUGAAUCCAAACAGCAUAGCAGCAAAAGAUGGAAGAAUCAGAAAGGGGGACAGAAUAUUACAGAUAAAUGGGAUGGAAGUUCAGAACCGAGAGGAAGCGGUGGCCAUCUUGACCCGUGAGGACAGCACCAACUUCUCAUUACUGCUGGCAAGACCAGAGAUAGAGACGGACACCCAUUUGGACCCAGAGGAGCUUGAUUGUGAGUUACCUGUAGAGAUGAGUGUGGACAGCCUAAAUACCUCACAUCUGUCCGGCCUGUACCAUUUCCGCCAAAAGAGAACCCAAGCAGGCAUUCCUGAAGAAGCCCUACACCGGGAGACACCCAUGCUCAGCCUAGCAACCCUUAGCAACAGUCAGGAGCUCGACAGUGGUGUGGGCCGCACUGAUGAGAGCACAAAGAAUGAAGAGUCCUCUGAGCAUGACAUCCUGCUGGGCGAUGAGCAGACCAGCGCCUCCAACACAAAUGCCACCAACACACCUGGCAGCUUGCGCAAGUUCAGGCCCAGCAGGAACAGUGGAGGAGGGAGCGACACGCCAUCUCCACUGUUCCCUCUCCGAGAGCUCCACCUCAGCACGGACUCACUGGACUGUGGAAGCGUGGGCGGAGGGUACCUUCACGAUCCCAUCAGCGGGAUGAUGAUGCCGGGUCUGACAGAGGAGGAAUGCGAGAGGUACAGGCAACUUCUGGAAAUCAAGUGUCGUUAUGAAAAGAGGAUGAAGAAAGUGCCGCAGGUUCAAGAAGGAAAGCAGAAAGAAGGAGAGGCACAAAAGGAAGAUGAGAAUAGGGAGAGGGAGGAGACUCUGGAUGAAAACAGUAACGAGAACAUGACUCGACACGAGAUGGCGCUUUUGGAAGAGGAAAUGAGACAUCUCGAGUUUAAGUGCCGGAACAUUCUACGGGCACAGAAGAUGCAGCAGUUAAGAGAGCGCUGUUUGAAAGCCUGGCUGAUGGAGGAAGAAACAUCUGGGCGGGCAUCUGCAGAACCUCAGGGAUCUCCACUGCAUGAGCUAUCCGACAUCAACGAACUUCCUGAGAAGGAACGGUCAGACAAGGACAGCACCAGCGCUUACAACACUGGGGGAGAGAGCUGCAGGAGCACGCCUAUGGUGGGUGAGCAUCGACUUCCAGUUUCUCAGCUGGAAGAGUCAACGAGCCCUCUGCUAAGUAGACACAAGGAUCGACCGACCUGGUGUGAAAGGGGACGAGCAAGCCUCAGCGGUUCAUAUUCACCAAGCAGCUACAAGAAGUUUCAGACUAACACCCCUUUGAACCAGAAAUACUACUCACUCUCCAGAGAAGGAACCAUCCGUCGCAUGCCUGAGGGAGUGACACACGGUGGCAAUUCUAGGGUGAGCAGCCAUGACAGGAAUGGUGGUCGUAGUGCAGAGUCAAGUCCUUACUUCACUCGACGCCGUCAUUCCAACUGCUUCACUCCAGAACGCUACCAGAGUUGCAUGCAUCUGGGAUCUUCAAUUUCUGAGAGUUCCGAACCUUUGGAUAGAGCCGUGGAAGGAGAAAGUGAGGCACCAAUGGGUGGCAGUGACCGUGAGGGCCAACGGAAUGGCACUUUUGGGUCGCUGCCUCACCCCAGCCCAGUGAAGCUUUCUCUGGCUUUACCUUUGCCGCUUCCCCCUGCUUCACCACGCAUGGAGUGGAAGGUGAAGAUCAGGAGCGAUGGGACUCGCUAUGUGGCCAAACGUCCCGUCCGAGACCGACUCUUGAAAGCCAGAGCAAUGAAGAUCCGUGAGGAGCGUAGUGGAAUGACAACUGAUGACGACGCAGUGAGCGAAAUGAAGAUGGGACGCUACUGGAGCAAAGAAGAGCGCAAGCAACAGCUUUUGAGGGCCCGUGAGCAGCGCAGACGCAGAGAGUUUAUGAUGCAGAGUCGUUCAGAAUAUCUCCGGGAUCGUGGUGUGGACGUGGGCAAGGAGAGCCAGUCAGAGUCAGGUCAGAACUCAGCCUCAAUCUUAGAGCUCAGUCAGAAAAAGAGCUCCAAGAAACGCAAUAGACGCAUACUGGACAACUGGAUCACCAUCCAAGAGCUACUGGCACAUGGCUCUCGCUCUCCAGACGGGACAAAGGUGUACAAUCCUCUUCUGUCCGUUACCACAGUUUGAAAUCAAAGGAUGGUGAGGAAGGAUAACAGAAAGGGAAUCUAUUUUAUCCAAUUACUAUCUUGAACAGUUCUCAACUGUUCAACUCACAUCAUUCCACUUUACUAUUAUGGCUGAGCAAUGUUUAGCAUCUAUCACCCUCUUUAAUUGAACAUUAUCAUACUCUGAAGUCCUUAAUAUCUUAUGCUGUGAUGAUUCAUGUGAAUGUACAUUUCAAAUCAAAAGACUAGUUAAAACUCAAGAAGUUUUUUGGGUGGUGGUACUCUCAAGUUCUUGGAAAAACUUGAUUUUCUUGAUUACUGAAUGUGACAUUCUCAAUAUACAUUACUGAGACUCCUCUGGGGUCAAGCAUAUAUGCUUUAAAGAAUUUCUGUUUAACUGUUUAAACUAAAAGACAGCACAGUGUGGAAGUUUAUGAAUGUUGACUGAACGUACACAGACAAGCACAACAGACACACAAACUGCACACAGACAGACAGGUCUCUUUGUGGGGUUGAGCAGGAAAACUGAGCAGGAAAGCAAAUAUACAGAACAAAUUGAAUUCAUAUGGUAAUUUCCUCUUAGGUGAACCAAAAGAAAAGCAAUUCUUGAUUUUCAUUGACAAUAGCAGGAUUGGAUAACAAUAAUACUUUUUUACAAACUUACUGCUCUAACUACAGCAUAAGUGCUUAACCUGUGCAGACACAAUCAUUCUUAACUUUUCUACGUGGAGACGUGGUGCUGAACUGAGAUUUGUACUGCUUAUUUGUGACAGUCUGAUUACACUAGUCUCCUGUACUUUUAUCAGGACCCAAAUAAGACAAAAGCACAAUGUGAGCCACAUUAUGCUUUUUAAUUUUGAAUGUAUUGUAAUGUUUUUCCCUAAAACCCCCAAGUCAUCGCAUAGAGACUUUCACAAGCCUAUGUGGCCUAAUGGGAACACAUACUGAUCACCAGCAAAAGUGGAAGCACAAAACACUCCAGGAUCCUGAAAUAUAACCAGCUACAAAAUGAAAACAGUUUGUACAUUUUAAUAUACUGUUAUAAGGAGCAUUUAACCUGAAGUGGUUCACACAACAGUGUAGCAAACGAGCUAAAAAAUGAAAGGAUAUUCUUCUUAAUAAACAAAUUAUUGAUAUACAAAUUUGUUAGCAUAUUAUAGCAAGUGUUUAAAACUGUUUGAAGAUUUUGUAGAACAUGGCCUUAAGAGUUUUGACCAGUUUGGUGAUGAAAGUCACUUGUUCAGCUCAACUAAUUUUGCAUGACUUUGACUAUGAUUUUGACUAUAUUGUACAUGCCAGAAACACAAUGAACUUUAGUGGAAAUUUAACUUCCAUUUCUCAAAUGUAUGUGACCAGAGUACUUUAUCCAGCAUCAUUUGUCAUUUCUGUCUAGGUGUUAGAUAAAAUUGUAGAAACCUACAGUUGUACUCAUUCGGUACCUACCUGUUGACUGAUAUCAAUAGUCCUAAUUAUACAAUGUGUAAUGUGCAUUAGUUCUUGAGUGGUUAUUUCAAUGCAUUGCAGAGACGGUAUAAAAAAUAUAACAUUUUAGACAAAUAAAACGAUUUUGUAUGCUUAA